Molecule: messenger RNA, 885 nt
Organism: Aureobasidium vineae
Lineage: Eukaryota; Fungi; Ascomycota; Dothideomycetes; Dothideales; Saccotheciaceae
Source: the annotation of a GenBank genome assembly
AUGGCGACAACAUCAAUGCCUGAGAACCUCUCGGUGGAUCUGGAUCAACUUCUCGCAAGACUUUCGGACACGCUGCUCUCGCCAGCCGCAGACGAUACGCACCUCCGCACCACACCCUACGAACGCAAUCGCAUCAGUGCUAACGUCGAAUACGCACGCACCCUCGUCCUCCGCCUCGAACACAACACCCAAGACAUAAAGACCCAGUCCCAAAAAACCACACUCCAAGCCGACCUAGCCACAAAACGCGACCUCGUAAAACGACUAAACACGCGCCUCCUAGAGCUAAACCAACUAGCCGCUCUCCACGACGACGACUCGUCCUCGGAAUCAGAAGACGAAGACGAAGCACAACGACCCAGGGAAUUUGCGCCAGCAGUCUCGACUUCGGAUACUUUGGAUACAGACCCAUCCUUGACAUCGCCACAGCAAGCAGCACAAGAUUUAGCAAGCACAUUACGGAACAGAACAAAUGCGACAAACAGCAAUGCAGCACCCGACUCUGCAACCACCACCGCGCUAUUCAGCAAAUCCAAUCCCACCACUGCUCCUACCCCUCUCUCCACAGAGCAAGUCCUCGAAUCUGCAAAUCGAGAUCAAGACCUCCUAACCACUUCCCUCGUAACCCUCGCUCAAUCGCUCAAACAAUCAUCCAUGCAAUUUGCCUCGUCUCUCGAGUCCGAAAAAGAAGUCUUGAGAAGAGCAGAAACCGGCUUGGAUAAGAAUAGUAUGGGUAUGGAGGCUGCGGGAAAUAGAAUGGGUGCGUUGAGGAGAAUGACUGAGGGUAAAGGAUGGUGGGGAAGGAUUAAGUUGUAUGCUAUUAUUGCGGGCUUGUGGAUUGCGGCGUUCUUGUUGGUGUUUGUGGGGCCAAAGUUGAGGUUUUGA